Molecule: messenger RNA, 1221 nt
Organism: Kluyveromyces lactis
Lineage: Eukaryota; Fungi; Ascomycota; Saccharomycetes; Saccharomycetales; Saccharomycetaceae
Gene: MIA40
Product: Mia40p
Exons: 1
Coding region: 1-1221 (406 amino acids)
Biological process (GO): protein import into mitochondrial intermembrane space
Cellular component (GO): mitochondrial intermembrane space
Molecular function (GO): protein-disulfide reductase activity
Source: RefSeq, a predicted model, not a curated record
AUGUUCCGUGUUUCUUUACAAGCUACUAGACGUGUUGCUUUUAGAUCCGCUAGACAAAUUAGGUUUUACAGUGCUCAUCCACCUUCCGGUGGAGUGAGCCAUAUGAACAAGCCAGCAUUGUUGUUGGCUGGGUUCAGUACUCUUGGUGCCAUCUACGUUGCUGAUGGGUGUCCUACUUUGAUUGAGAGGAAGCCUGCUCCUGCUGAGAAGCCUGCUGAAGAGACUCCUGCAGCGGGCCAAUCACAAUCUAUUUCUGAACCUACGAAGGAUGCCGAUGAAUCUCCGGUGUCUGCUCAGGAGGAAGGUGCUGAGCCAGUUACUACUCCUGAGAACGAGAUUACUUAUAGCGAGGAGACACACCAGGCCUUAGCAGCCACCUUAUCAGGAGAUGAGCCAGCUGCCAUUGAGCCAGUUGCUGAAUCCGUCAAUGAACAAGCUACCGAACCAGCUGCCAGUGGAGAAGCCACCAAUGAACCUGUUACUGGCAUUUCCGAGGAUACCAAAGCUCCCUCUUUGAGCUUCGAUGACUCAAAAACUGCCAAGGGUGUUGUUUUAGAAGAUGAAGCUGACAAAAAGGAGAUUCAACAAACAAGCCCAGAUGCCGUAAAAACCGCCUCAAAAGACGGUUCAGAAGGUGAAUCGGAUGUUGUUUUGCAUGAAAAAUCUCCUGCUGAAGCUGAGACCAUAACAGAAGCAGAAGAGCAAGCUGAAAUUCGGUCUAUCUCCGGUGGCACUGCUGAACAGUCCGCUACUGCGGCUGCUGCGGCUGCAGGUGUUCAAGGUGAAAAAAAAAACGAACAACAAACUGCAUACAACCCAGAAACUGGUGAAAUCAACUGGGAUUGUCCUUGUUUAGGUGGUAUGGCAUACGGUCCUUGCGGUGAAGAGUUUAAGUCCGCUUUUUCAUGUUUUGUCUACUCUGAAGCUGAUCCAAAGGGUAUCAACUGUGUUGAGAAGUUCUCCACUAUGCAAAAUUGUUUCAGAAAAUACCCAGACUAUUAUGCUGAACAAAUCAAGGAUGAAGAAGAAGCUUCUGCAGAAGCUUCAAAAAUCGAGGAUAAGAGCACUACCCCGGUUUCAACUGCCACCUCUACUGUUGAAGUACAAACUGAAAAUGCCGUUUUCGAACCUGUCUUGGAAAAAUAUGUGGAAGAAAACCCUCAACUAAAGGAUACUCCUGAAGCUGCCGCUGUCACGAACACUGACGAUGAAAAGAAAUAG